This is a messenger RNA of Pelobates fuscus (common spadefoot toad), 1240 nucleotides long. RefSeq names its product scratch family transcriptional repressor 2 (gene SCRT2). Gene Ontology annotation, molecular function: RNA polymerase II cis-regulatory region sequence-specific DNA binding; DNA-binding transcription factor activity, RNA polymerase II-specific. Gene Ontology annotation, biological process: regulation of DNA-templated transcription. The record is from RefSeq and is a predicted model, not a curated record. Bases 94 to 951 code for a protein of 285 amino acids. Lineage: Eukaryota; Metazoa; Chordata; Amphibia; Anura; Pelobatidae. The transcript has 2 exons.
UCGGAGCUGUCCAGUGCUGAACGAAUGCCACAGUCCUCGGCUCUUUAAAAAGACUGUUACCUAAACAAAAGGAGACCGCAGUAAAGCCUCACUAUGCCACGCUCUUUCCUAGUGAAAAAGAUAAAAUUAGACGACUUUUCAUCCAGUGGGAUUUCAGCGUCCAAUUACCACCACUUUGAAGACCCGUGUGUCCUGGGCCAGUCUCUCACCAGCACUGUUGGAAAUCUUGUGGUUCCUGUUGCAGAAAACGGUUAUAUACCACAUUGUGUCAGCCCUUCCGAAUAUCAGAAUGGAAAGAAAAAGGCAGCAAAGUUUCCACCCUCUGACCCAGACUACACCCCAACACACGAUGAUUACAGCGAGCCAGAUAGUCCACAGUCUAGUCUCUCAGCUGGAUAUUUCAGCGGGGAGGCGGCCGUCACAGACAGCUACUCUAUGGAUGCUUUCUUUAUCACGGAUGGACGUUCACGGCGGCGAAGUGAAAGUCGCGGAAACCAGCGCCACACGUGCAAUGAAUGUGGAAAAACAUAUGCAACUUCCUCCAACCUCAGUCGUCACAAGCAAACUCACCGAAGCUUAGACAGUAAAAUGGCAAGGAAAUGUCCAACUUGUGGCAAAACGUACGUAUCAAUGCCAGCCCUGGCCAUGCACCUCCUAACACACAACCUGAAACACAAGUGUGAUGUAUGUGGCAAGGCUUUCAGCCGACCGUGGCUCCUACAGGGCCACAUGCGUUCUCACACAGGGGAGAAGCCCUUCGGUUGUGCUCAUUGCGGCAAGGCCUUUGCUGACCGCUCCAACCUCCGCGCACACAUGCAAACGCAUUCGGCCUUCAAACACUACAAGUGUAAACGGUGCGAGAAAACAUUUGCACUGAAGUCAUAUCUCAACAAGCACUAUGAAUCCGCUUGCUUCAAGGGCUCCGAGCAUGAAUGUGACGUACAGAGCUAAGGGAAAGAGCAUGGAAAUGGGGUGAAAUAAACUAUGUCUCGCAAACAACUAUGGCACAAACUGACGUGCCAUCCAACCCUUCAAUGGCACAAGGCACCACAAACUUAGAAAUCAGGGUACUCGGCAUAAAACAGCAUUACAUAUUUACUCGUCUGCACCUGAUCACUAGGUCUAUGAAUAAACCAAGUGUGGAUUUGGCAGCUCACAGCAUAUUUGAUCUCACAAUCUGCUUUUUCUCUUUAUUUAUUUUUUGGUUUAAACACAAGCUUGAUAUUGAUAUUUAUUUGAA